Aphis gossypii (cotton aphid) is the source of this 2297-nucleotide messenger RNA. RefSeq names its product proton-coupled amino acid transporter-like protein CG1139. Gene Ontology annotation, biological process: amino acid transmembrane transport. The record is from RefSeq and is a predicted model, not a curated record. Lineage: Eukaryota; Metazoa; Arthropoda; Insecta; Hemiptera; Aphididae. Gene Ontology annotation, cellular component: vacuolar membrane. Gene Ontology annotation, molecular function: amino acid transmembrane transporter activity. The transcript is spliced from 9 exons. Bases 670 to 2046 code for a protein of 458 amino acids.
UCGAAACCCGACGGUGGACGGUACACGCACACUGCACCGUGUAAAUCGUUAUACAGUCCGCGACGGUGUACAGUCCGCGACGGUGCGAUUUUUUUAGUUUUAAGCACAUAAAAAAAAAAAAAUAAAAAUAAAAUCAACAUACGCACACGCGCGCACGCAACAUCGCAUGUACGUAUCGUUUAUUGAAUAAUUUUACACGUAAAUAAUAUAAGUACACGUGACUGCAACGGGUCCGCCGCGAAAUCUCGUCGUUAACGGUCUUACGUUUUAAAUAAAUACACAUCGGUUUUUAAAAAUAAUGUGAAUGCACAUCGCCGUCGUCUACUUCGAUUAACGUACCUAUAUUAUUUGUUAAUUUUUUUUUGUCAAUCGGCCAGUAGUUAUUUUGAUUUUUACCAAACCCCCCGAACACAUCGCGUGGCGGUCGGUGUUUUUUCUCAAAACAAUUUAAAUCUCCUACUCUAUCGCUCGCGCAAUAAAAAUCACCGGUGUGCGUUUGAAAAACAAUGCGCGCACCUCUGGGACCAGGAAAUUACAUUUGAAACGUCAUUGCCGUUCUUCUGUCUUUGGAAAUUAACGAAUUCCGACCGUGCCUUACCCAUUUAUCUACGAUCACCUAUAAUUGUACUUGUCAAUACUUCAUAUACGGCCUUAUCCUUGACUUAAACGAUGGGAGACAAAUCUCGCAAGAACAGCGCCACUCAGGAUGUGGAGGCUAAUGGCACAUCAGAACAACAACAACAAGUGGAAGCCGUGGCCAAAGCUGUGCACGGCCAUCCGGUAUCUGAACAUCCGACUACGUACUGCGAAACACUAAUGCAUCUCUUAAAAGGAAACAUCGGUUGUGGUAUGUUGGCCAUGGGAGACGCAUUUCGCAAUGGAGGCCUCUUGAUGGCACCAAUUCUUACGAUUUUUAUUGGAACCGUAUGCAUUUACAACAAUCACAUACUAUUAAACGUCGCUCAUAAACUGAAGAGCCGACUGAAACUCGAACACUGCCCGACAUUUUCGGAGACUGUCGAACUAUCCUUCGCAACUGGACCCAAGAGUUUGCAAAAGCAUGCUGACCUAUUUAGGACCACGGUCAACGUAUUUGUCAUAAUCACUCAGUUGGGAUUUUGCUGCGUGUACAUAUUGUUCGUGUCCAACUCCAUCAAACAGUUUUGCGACGAAUAUGGAACCGUACUGGACAUCCACAUUCACAUGAUAUUCGCUUUGGUGCCCAUAAUGUCAUGCGCCAUGAUAAGAAAUUUAAAAUUCAUUGCACCCUUGUCGACAGCAGCCAACAUAUCGAUGGCCAUUGGUCUGGGAAUCAUUCUGUCAUACUGUCUAGUUGACUUACCGACUCUCAACUCCAGAACAGCCGUAGCCCAUUGGUCGCAAAUACCCCUGUUUUUUGGCACGGCCAUUUAUGCUUUCGAAGGCAUCAGUUUAGUAUUGCCUCUUCAAUUGGAAAUGAAAACACCUAAUAGAUUUGCGUCGACCAUGGGAGUGUUGAACGUUGGCAUGACUAUUGUGACAUUUAUCAUACUGACCAUGGGCUUUGUAGGAUUCUGGCGGUUCGGCGACGAUGUCAAAGGCAGUCUCACGCUUAACCUCCCACCCACUCUCAUCCUUUCAAAAAUCGUAGUCGGUCUGAUGGUGUUUGCAAUCAUCUGUACUUACACACUACAGUUUUACGUGCCCGUCGCUAUCUUAUGGCCGUCGGUACAAGAAAAAUACGGACCGUUCCAAUCGCCCGCCCUCGCUGAAUAUCUUUUGCGCGCUGCACUAGUUUUUGCCACAUUUUUAGCGGCAGAAGUGAUACCUCAUUUAGCACUGUUCAUAUCGUUGGUUGGAGCCAUCGCCAGUACAUUCUUGGCUCUAAUAUUCCCACCCAUAUGCCAUAUGGUUGUAUGGAAGGACGAAGGAUUUGGAGCUUUCAAUUGGAAACUCCAUAUGGACAUCAUUACCAUACUCUUAGGCCUGUUAGGAUUCGUAACUGGUACAUACUUUAGUUUACAUGAUAUUAUUGUUGCGUUUAGCAAAGAUUUUGGUUUCCAUUGAUCAAAAUGGCUGCAAAUCUCAAUCACCUAAUAGACUUAGUAAAUGCACUGUUAUAUUUUUAAAUAUUUUAUUAUAAUGACCUAUAUUUAUUUUAUUGUUGAUUAAGUAUAUAAUAUAUAUUUAAAAGCUAGGAAAUCACAUAAUAACGCUCCACCAAAUUUAGAUCAAAGACUUUUAAUUUGUUUGUAAAUUAUUUCUGUUUAUUGUCAAAUAAAAUAAAUUAAUAAGUUUUUAUUUAUUCUAAACAAGAA